Molecule: messenger RNA, 5286 nt
Organism: Schistocerca gregaria
Lineage: Eukaryota; Metazoa; Arthropoda; Insecta; Orthoptera; Acrididae
Product: caspase-8
Exons: 11
Coding region: 502-2466 (654 amino acids)
Biological process (GO): proteolysis
Molecular function (GO): cysteine-type endopeptidase activity
Source: RefSeq, a predicted model, not a curated record
AUCACUACAAAAUCUGAGGUUUUUACACUUGUAUUUCUUCUUAAUAAAAGUAGUAACUCCGGCUUCAGCUUCACUUUCCAGAAUGUGUUUUAUUCUCCGAAUAACUAUAAAUUGUAAAAUACGGUUAUUAUUCUACGUGCGUACAACGAAGUGAAACGAAACUAUUUUAACCGUAACCGCACUUAAUACCAAGAAAACGAUUCGCCGACAGAUUGUCUUAUGACGUGUGCGAUUCAUCGUAAUGUAAGAGAGGUCCAUGCUAUCAUCAAUCGAUUGUUGCGAUCUGCGAUUCGCCCACAACAACACGAGCGAAAGGUGCAUCGGAUUACAGCUGUCUAUUCCCAUUUGUGAUGGCCCGUACAUUUCACAUUUUACCGCACCGGGCAACUUAUUCACCGUAGGUACCGUACCGGCUUGGCUUCGUAGAAUUGCGGGGUGUCUUUGGUGAGUGAUGGUAGUACUGUCAAUCUACGAGGAAGUGUGUACACAGUGGUGACGCACAUGUUGGGUGAGCGGGGAAGUUUGGUUCUCAGGUUCAUAAGCCAGGCUUUUAUUACGCUGUGGGAUUUUAUUUUCUCCUGCAGUUCUGCUUCAGUUUCUUGGGUCCUCAGAUACUUGCCAUUGAGGAUGGAGAUACCAAACUGUUCUUCAGAGUUCUCUAGUACCGAAGUAGCAUCUCUUGUGAAGAAGGCAAUUGACCUCGCAGAAUCUGAUCAUAAUUCAUCAGAAUUUCUGCAUGGUUCUGAUGACGAUAUAGAAAUAGAUAAUGUGGAGCCAAAUAAUGUAAAACUUGCAAAUGAUCAUGAAAAUCCUGUGAGACAUGUUGGUCAUCAAAGGAGUACAGUGAAUCCACGGUGGCAACUAACAGGCAAUCAUAUAACACCAGAUCAGGUGUCUGAUAUUGAGAAAGAACUGGACUUCUAUGAGAAGAUUGCACUUGUCUUUUUACUUUAUGAUAAUGAAGACCUCGCUCUUCAGAGAAUAAAAGUUGCUAAGCAGUCCAAUAGAAUUGGGCUAAUCUCUGAUUGGGCCAGGUUGGAAAGCAGCACCAAUCCACAUUGGCAUGACAAAUUUUUAGAAGCUUUAUGUAUUAUUCAGAAUUAUAAAUUGAUUCGGAAGUUGGGAUUUUCUCGAUCAGAUGUUGAUCUGAGAUUUCUUCCGGACAACAAUGAAACUUCAGUAUAUGUGCAUAUUGUUCGCAAGGCUCUGUACAUUUUGUGCGAGUCACUUGAUGGAAGUCAAUCAGUCCAACUCUUAAAUCACUUGAAAAGGAAGUUAGUGGAAUCUGGACAUGCACCAGAAGAUUUGUGGGCCUUCGAUCCAGAUUUAUUGGAGAUAACGCUAUUGCAGAUGAUGUCAUUGCGGUUCCUGAAUGUUGGCAGUCACACGUACACAGAUGCAGCAGGGUUUGUGUAUGGUUUAAAAGCUGUUGGUGCCCCUAAACUGGCUGAAAAUUUUCAGUCACUAUGUUCAAGGAAAGGUGAAGAGUCAUUGUCAACUGCCAGUGAAAUGAGUUUUAAGAGUUCGUCUACCAGCCCAAGCAAAUUGAAGACUGAAAUAUCUGCGGUGCCUUCAGUUUGUGAUGACGAUUUCCGAUAUCCCAUUAACCCAAAGCAUGUUGGGAUGUGUUUAAUAAUAAACCAGAAAGUGUUUACAAGAGAUAUGACUCCAGCAUCCCAGCAUCUCUUGCCAGAAGAGCCCCUGGAUACUCGUAUGGGUACAGAUCUCGACAGGGAUCGCCUGAUUGAAAUAUUUACGAAAUUAGGAUUUCUUGUGCGUGUUCGUGAAAAUCUUACAGAUGUAAUAAUGGAGGCAGAGGUGAAGACCAUUGCCAAUAAAGCCCUGCCAUAUCAUUCGUGUUUUGCUCUCUGCAUUCUGAGUCAUGGAAAGAAAAAUGUUGUUUAUGGUAGCAAUAGCUUACCAGUAUAUGUUGAUAAAAUAGAAAGUAUGCUACAUGGCUCACAGUGUAAGCCAUUGUUUGGAAAACCCAAGAUUUUAAUCAUCCAAGCCUGCCAGGGUACCACUCGCCAACAAGCUGUUCCCUAUGAAGACAUUGUGACAGAUGGACCUGCAUUUGUAAGGACUGCACCAGAAGUUGGUGAUAUGGUAACAUUUUGGUCAACUGUUCCAGGAUAUGCUGCUUUCCGGGAUAAGGUUCACGGUUCAUGGUUCGUCAAAUCACUCUGGAAUGAAAUGAUGAGUGAAGGAACCCAAAGGGAUCUUACGAAAAUAUUCACUCGUGUUAUUGGUAGGGUGAGUGACCGCCAUGCUAAUAUGGAUGGUGAAAGAAAAGCCAUGAUGCCAACAUUCAAUUCUACCUUACGUCGCGAUUUAAUAUUUCCUCGUCUACCUAAGUCUUAUGCUGAAACUGCACGCAAAGUAGUAGAAAGAAUUAUGUAUUACAAGCUAAUUGAUGAAUUUGCCAACUUUUAUUUGGCAAAGAGGCGACAGCAAAUGUUUCAUUGAAAAAGUACUUCUGACGUUGUUAGGACACAGUCGUAUCUGGCCAAAAACUGCUAAGAGGUGCUGAUACGGUCAUUGGGAAACAGUUGUUACCUUAAUUUUAUGGCUGUGAAGAAUUACAUUUUGAGAUGGAAAUUAUUUUUUUUUAUCUUUGUACACUUUCUCUACUGUACUUGAAAUAAUGUUGUCACCAUAAACAUUUGUUUGUGAAGGUGCUGUAGUUCUAUUUUUGUAAUGUAUGUAGAUGCUUGUGAAAAAAGUUAUUUGGAAAGUUCUUGAUACGUACUACAAACAUCAGAAAUCAGAAGGAACUGCUGCUGAGCAAAUGGAGCCAUGAUAAAGUACAGUGUAUUUAAUCUGAUUCAUAAAAGGUUUUUAUCUCCCUCAUCUUAAGCUAUUGGCAAAAAUUACUAUUUUUCCCAUUUGUGACAGCUCAAUUAUGCAGUGAUUUCAUUUUGUUAUAAACAAGUAAGUUGCCAGAUACCUGUUUUUAGACAAAUGUGAUUAAAUACAAUCCAGCAACAUUGCUGUUAUUACAUGCUAACUGAAAUGAUUAAGAAUCCAAAUAUUGUUGUGAAAGCUCUAGAGACUACAUUUACUUACACACACACACACACACACACACACACACACACACUCUCACUCACUCUCUGCAGUUACUUCUGGCUUUGAUUCUUCAAAUCAGUGUGACACAUGGUAAUUGUGACUUGAUCUGAUCAUCUGAUCAUCAAACCUUUCUUGUACCUUCAUGGUAGGAGGUUUGUUCGUAUCCCAUUAUACAAACAGACUUCUUUUUGAUUGGACUGCUCUGUUGAUCACAUUGUGGAUAAAUCAGUUCAUUUCCAGAUUUCCAGCUUACUGUAGUUCUUUGUCAAUUCGAUUUUGAUUCAUUGUGUCAGUGAUUAAUGAUUUUAUAUUUUUAUCUUUAUUGGAAUAUAGUGCUUAAACAUUUUCUGUUUUAUAGCUAUUACAGAUUUCUAUCCCAAACAGAGAUAAGUCUGAAUACCAGCUCAGUUAUGCGGUGAUUUUAUUUUGUUACAAACAAGUAAGUUGCAAGUGAGCAGCUAAAUUUGUAGCUAACCAUAAUUUUGAAACUGGUGGUAGAAUAUGUGAAAUAAAUUCCAUACCACAUUCUACACUUUUUCUCCUGGCAAAAACCUUGCUAGCCACAAAUAUGACUAAGUGGUUAGUAAGAACAUACUUAAAAACACUUUUGGAUCUGUUGAUCAUGAAUACUAACACUAAUUGGUAUUUGUGUACACAGGGCCUCUGGGAUACUUUGUGAUCACAUGGAAAACAGUAUUUUGUUAAAUGUAGGUUGUUGUAUUCAGAAUGUUAAACGAUAAUAUUCUUUGUUUUCAAUGAAGAAGCUAAAUUUUAAAGGUUUAGCUGAUGAUGUAUUUUUGAUUGUAUGUCCCACUAUAUAUAAAGGUAGUGGCCGAAACGUUGGAACAUUUUAUAUUCUGAUGUCAUUUCUAGUAAACAACAUCACAUAGAAUGCAUGCUGUCACAUCCUAAGCACAGGUUUCACUUGAGAUUGCGUGAUACAGUUUGUAACCACAGAUUAGCUGCUUGGCGUUACUGAGAGGGAGACUUUGACCUAGCUAAGAAGUUACAAUCCCUGGUGUGAAAGUGGAAGAAGGCUGGGAGAUAACUGAAGUAUUCUCCAGAAUUGUUUUACUAUCUGAAGUUUAUUCAACAUAUACAGAAUGACUUCCUAACUGCUCUGGGUGAGACCUUUCCAAUGAGCAGCCAAGUCUGAUGCAGAGACGGUGCAAGACAACCGCUGUUCUGUCUACUCUUAGAUUGCAACCCACACAACUAGUUUAAGAGUCUCACAGCUGCUGCCUAUCUGAUCAUCAGCUCUGAGUGCUAACUCCGCAACAAGCCCUGGCUCUCCCUGCAACACCUCAUGUCAGAACUCUGUCUCGUCUCCUGAUUCCCUUGACCGCUUACUGCCUACUUUCUUCACUCCUAGACUGUCUGUUUUGGAGCAUCUCGCUGCCGAGUUUUGUAUCCUGUUCCUCUUCGACCCCACUGUCUAUUGCAAUGACGUAAUGUCGAGGGCUACUUGCCUCCUUAUUGCCAUGGCCGAAAAAGUUCACUUGGCUGGGAUCAGCACACUACAAUAGAUACUGUCACCAUGAUUACAAAAAGAGUUAAGGUGAGGCUCUUUUGGUGUAAGGAUAGCAGCCUAUGAAAAGCUUGUGAAGUUUGAUGAAUAUUUUUUUCCAGUAUGUGUUCGUUGCAUUUUUUUCUUUGUGAAAUAUGUGGUGGCUUUUUUUGUGUGUCGUAGAGUGGUUGGCACACCUUACUUCAUACCAAUAUUAACCACUUUCUGUAUUAUAUCAUCUGUUUGCCACAAGGGAAUAAUGCCCAUAACUACGUCUCCAUAAGCUUGCUAAAGUUCCUCAUGUUGUUAACACCAAUCAUUCUCACUCCAAUAAGGUAUAUUGUGUGGAAAAAUAAUUUUCUUGUGUAUAUGUAAUGUUGUUUCUAGAUUGUUCCUUUACAUAUAUACCUUUGUGCUUAAACUGUGAAGUUUAGAGUAAGAAAUACCUGAGAAACUCAUAUUCUCAAGUAUAUUAAUAUGUUUUUGCAUUACACAUGUAUUAAUGUUGUUCAUUGGGCACUACUUGAUGUGAAAUUUCGGAAUAUUAUACAUAUCAUUUCAAAGUUUUCCGUGUUCUGUGUUUAGUGAUUUUAUAUUUGUGAACAGUUUUUUCAUAAUAGUAUUUUGAAAUAUGCACAGGAAUGAUUUUUAAAAAUUGUAUUCUAUACAGUGUAAUCAGUAAAACAAUUUAAUGACUGUUUAUAAAAGCA